AUGCGGCCGCGAUCGGAGUCUCCCGCCGAGCUGGUCGAAGAUUCUGAACCCGAGCGAGCCAGGCCUGGUUUUGCAUCGGACGAGGAAGAUGCUCCCAUAACAUUACGUUCGGUCCAGCUAGAUCUGACUGCAUCCGCUACGUCGGCCGAGCCGAAAGAGCCCGUGCCUUCUACUUCGACGAGUGUGCCCAAGGUUCUUGGACGAUGGAUCCCACCUUGGGAGCGUCAACGCGCUGCCCCUUUGGCCUCGACCUCGAGUCAUGUGAGGAAGUUAUCGAUCGAGUCGAAUUCGUCUUCAGCUUCUUCCUCUAUGAAGAGACCGUACUCGACCUCGAUUAAUCGCGCCGACGUAUCGAUCUCCUCUUCCAAGACGGACAAAAAGAAAGUGAAGAUCCACCAAUCCGCCGCCGACCUAUUGAGCGAAAGCGCGAGUGGCUCCGAUCAUUCUCCACAGAAGGCAAAAGAGAUGAUCCUCAAACCGACCAAGCGGGUGCCGAACAAACUCAAGAACAAGGGCAAGGAGCGCAUGAUCGCACCCCCUUCACCCGUCCCCUCGAGCCCCAGUUCAGCUUUGGACGUGAUGAUGGAUUCGAGCAUUGAGGUUUAUGAUCUCCGAUCCGACACUUCAGAAAGCGACCGGAAAUCCGAUUCGGACGGCGAUCUUGAUCCGCCCGUUGGUUCACGACUCCAGCUGAAUCGCUUCAAGUACGAAAAACCAACCGAAGACGACACAUUGGCGUUGAAACGAAGAAAGAAGAAAGUCCUUCUACUUCCCUCGGCUGAGCCAGUCGUCUUACCCUCACGUGCUCGAGUCCGCCUACUCGAUCGAUGUCCUCUCUGCGAUCUGUACUUCUCCACAAGUCGUUCUGCGGAAUGGAAGGAAGGGCAUCUACGAGCGUGUGCCUUGACCAAGGAUUACACAUCCGAAACCGUGCGUGUCCGCGUCGAACAGCAGAUUCUCGAUCUCGCUGCCGAAGCGGAAUCGAGGCGACUCGAUCCAUCGCGAACAUUGUUCGAUCGGAUGGUCGGCAAGGGGGAGGGCGCGAAUGCUCAUAUUCGAGUAGUCACAGUUGUGGGGGUCGAGGUGGGAGACGGUGCCGAAUGGACCAGGGAGGGUAAAGAGAUUGGGAAGAUGCAGACCGAGUUGGAGAAGGGAAUGAGGAAACCGACGAGGGAUAAGGUCAUUCGAGAAGCUGCUGAGAUUCGUCGAGAGGGGUGGGAGAGGGAGCGGAGAAGGGGUGAAGAAGAGGCGAAGAAGGAAUGGGGGCAAGCUCAGACGCCCAGGGCGACCGGGGUCCUCAAACCUGAAUCGGCGAGUUCAAGGCAAGUAUUCGCUGGUCGUAUUGAAGGUGCCUUGGGCGCUCUCGGUGGGUCGGGCCUGACGCAGGCGCCAUCGAAGAGGCGUGAAAGUCAAAGCGACGAGGAGGGCGACGUCUUCCUCGUCGACGAUUCGCUCGAUGCGGAUCAAAUGAUGGAGCCGCCAUCCACUCAGCUCUUUGCUCCAUCUGCCCUCGUCGAAAAUUGCGCCGAAACGAACGAGAUCCAAGCCGUCGCAAUACCUUCGAAGCUUGUGCCCAAAACCAAGCGUCGAGCGCGGAGCAAGGCGUCCAAAUGUUCUGAUUUCAAUUCCGACACGGAUGAGGAGAGGUUCACUCGAUCCCUGUGGUCCGCUGCGGCUGGGCACGACGACGAAAUUAUCCAAGAGGUUGUGGUGAGUGAUCAUCCUUCCUUCCGGCGUGAAGUGGUAGACUUUCCGAGGCGCCUGCAGAAAGACUGACCUGAAUCCAAGUUACCGCCCCCAACUCGUACCCGCCUUUCCACCCACACCGUCUCCCCUCCCUCGUCCCCUAGCUCGCUGCUCCUCCUCUCUACGCCCGAACACGAUCGUCUGACUCCGCAUCGACGUCGCGUGGAGGUGCAAGUGGAUACACCGAGCACUAUGGACGGUUCGCCGACUCGGGGACUCAGGUCAUCGAUGACUGCGCUUGGUUUGGGCGGAGAUGAUGAUGUUGCUGCUGCGAGUGGCAGCGGAGGGCCGGAUCGGCCUUCACGGCGCUCGGUUACGGAUGAGAUGGUGAUUGAUGACGAUGACGAUGCAAAGAGCGAUUCGGCAUCGGACCUUGGCGAAGGUGCUUGGGAAGACGAGAUUUACAACGACGGGGUGAUGAUGUGGGAUGGUCGAGAAGAGAUUGGGACACUCGCCGUGUCAGAUGAUGGGUCGUCGUCGAGUGAAGAGGAGCCUCUUGCUGCUGUGGCGAAGAGGUCGGCUACGAAAUCGACGGGGAGGAAAGUUGGACGACCUCGAAAGGCCUCGACUCCUACCUCUAUCUCCUCUCCUUCGCCCGCCUCGUCCGAUCCUGACGAAGUCACCGUUUACGACUCGGUCAAUCCGCCUCCUGGAUGCCCAGACUAUUCGAGCCAGCCACUGGAAACACUUCGACGACAAGUCAAAGGAUUCGGCUUCCGCGUCUCAAAGGAGAAGAGCGUGCUGGUCGACCAACUCGUCAAAGUAUGGGUCGCGAUGCAUCCUGCUGAACCGCCCACGAAGUCGCCCAGAGUGAAGAAACCCAAAGCCGCUGCUGCGAAGAAGACCAAGAAGAAGAAGGACGAGGCAGCCGACGCUUCGGAAGAAGAAGUGGUCGACGAACGCAGUUUGAACGCCAAGUUGCGCGAAUCCGUCCUGGCGAACGAAGCGAUCUAUCUCAAAGUUCUCAGAUAUGAGGUGCGCAUCGGAGUUUUGAUCCCAGCAUUGAUGCUUCGGAGCCAUCGCUGAUGUUGUAUGCGUCACCGACGAGCACAGCCCAUCUUCUUCGAUGAUAUCGUUGCGCUCGCGACCGGGAGCAAGAUCAAGGUUGCGAAAGCGGUCUUGGCGAAAUGGUUGGACGAUCAGGUGCGUGAUUACUGCCUUGACGGUUUGGAUCGUAUGAACUCACUCUCGGAUUACUCGAUUUGAUUGGACAGUGCAUCACGUUCUACACCCAAGAUCCAACGAACGGUUCGAGGCGAAGGUACAAGUGA
This is a messenger RNA of Microbotryum saponariae, 3017 nucleotides long. The record is from the annotation of a GenBank genome assembly. Lineage: Eukaryota; Fungi; Basidiomycota; Microbotryomycetes; Microbotryales; Microbotryaceae.